AUGUACUCGAUGUUUCGAGGAAGAAGGAACAUUUUCUGCAUUUCUUACUUAAAACCGUCUCUGAUUUUUCACUCCUGUUUGUUUUUUCCAGGUUCCAGUCCAGCAGUUAAAGCAUGGACCCAGUUAAGGAAUUUAAAAAUACUGAGAGGAGAGAAAUUAAAAUAUACCAGAGGAGAGAAACCGUAUCACUGCUCUGACUGUGGAAAGAGUUUCAGGCACUCAGGAGACCUUGUGAUACACCAGCGAAUUCACACAGGAGAGAAACCCUAUCGCUGCUCUGACUGUGGAAAGAGGUUCAAGUCAUCAGGACACCGUACAGCACACCAGCGAAUUCACACAGGAGAGAAACCGCAUUGCUGCUCUGACUGUGGAAAGAGUUUCAGGAACUCAGGAGACCUUUCAAAACACCAACGAAUUCACACAGGAGAGAAACCUUAUCGCUGUUCGCACUGUGGGAAGAGUUUCAGUCGGUCUGGAAAUUUUGAAUUGCAUAAGCGAACUCACAAAGGAGAGAAACCAUAUCACUGUUCUGACUGUGGGAAGAGUUUCAGUCGGUCAGAACACCUAUUAAUACAUCAGCGAAUACACACUGGAGAGAGACCGUAUCACUGCACUGACUGUGGGAAGAGUUUCAGUCGAUCGGGACAACUUGUAACACACCAGCGAAUUCACACAGGAGAGAAACCAUAUUACUGCUCUGACUGUGGGAAGAGUUUCAGGGAUUCAACAGACCUUGUAAAACACCAGAGAACUCACACAGGAGUAAAGCCAUAUCACUGCUCCGACUGUGGUAAAAGUUUCAGUCAGUCAGGACAACUUGGAAAACAUCAGCGGAUUCACACAGGAGAAAAAACGUUUCAUUGCUCUGACUGUGGGAAGAGUUUCAGUUCGUUAGCAAACCUUGUUUCACACCAGCGAAUUCACUCAGGAGAGAAACCGUAUCACUGCUCUAACUGUGGGAAAAGUUUCCGUCACUCAGCAUCCUUUGCUGUACACCGGCACAUUCACACAGGAGAGAAACCGUAUCACUGCUCUCACUGUGGGAAGAGUUUCGGUCACUUGGCAUCCUUUGCUGCACACCAGCGUAUUCACACAGGAGAGAAACCGUACCGCUGCUCUGACUGUGGAAAGACUUUCAGACGGUCGGGACACCUUGUUUCACACCGGCGCAUUCACACAGGAGAGAAACCGUACCGCUGCUCUGAUUGUGGGAAGAGUUUCAGUCAGUCAAGAUCCCUUGUUACACACCAGCAAAUUCACACAGGAGAGAAAAAAAAAAGAAAAUGUAAAUAAUGUUCCUGCAUAAAAAUAACUUUUAUCCAUUUUGCUUCCUGGCAUUUCAGCACAGCAGUGUGCUGCUGAAUAGUGUGGCUGCCCAAGCCGAGGAGACAGUCAGAACAAAUCCUUAAAUGGAAUUUACUAGUGUAACGACCUCGCCCUUAGCACAAAGCCAACCACUAUGGAGUGAUUACCUCCCUAUAUUAAAUAUAUCCCAUGACAAAAACAAGUUCGA
Acipenser ruthenus (sterlet) is the source of this 1513-nucleotide messenger RNA. RefSeq names its product zinc finger protein 418-like. The transcript is spliced from 2 exons. The record is from RefSeq and is a predicted model, not a curated record. Gene Ontology annotation, biological process: regulation of immune system process; regulation of cytokine production; negative regulation of transcription by RNA polymerase II. The coding region runs from base 1 to 1293 and encodes 430 amino acids. Lineage: Eukaryota; Metazoa; Chordata; Actinopteri; Acipenseriformes; Acipenseridae.